Molecule: messenger RNA, 819 nt
Organism: Rhodotorula toruloides NP11
Lineage: Eukaryota; Fungi; Basidiomycota; Microbotryomycetes; Sporidiobolales; Sporidiobolaceae
Product: translation initiation factor eIF-3 subunit 12
Exons: 5
Coding region: 1-819 (272 amino acids)
Biological process (GO): regulation of translational initiation
Cellular component (GO): cytoplasm; eukaryotic translation initiation factor 3 complex
Molecular function (GO): ribosome binding; translation initiation factor activity
Source: RefSeq, a predicted model, not a curated record
AUGCUCGCGCAGAGUGACCGCCCAGCGCACAUCCAGACCCUCAUCUCGAGCGUCGACCGCUACAACCCUUCGAACGUGCACUUGCUCGAGGACUACCUCCAGUCUCAGCUCUCCAACGACCAGUACGACCUCCUCGCCAACCUCGCCCUCCUCAAGCUCUACCAAUUUAACCCCGCCGUCUGCUCGCCCUCCGCCUCGCUCUCCGUCCUCUUCCUCGCCCUCGCCCACGCCCCCUUCUCGCCCGACUUCUCGCUCGCCUGGUCCCUCCUCUCCGACUCGUUCGUCGUCGGCGGCUCCCUCCCCUCGGCCGCCCCCUCGGACGACGACGACGAGGACGACGACGAGGACGGCGCGCCGGCAGCAGCAACUACACGGGCGCCCGACGAGCCGCACGGCGAGAAGGAGACGGCCGAGCGCCUCCUCGCUCUCAGCAAACUCAUGCAGGCGCGCAAGUUCCGCGACUUUUGGCGCCUGUACCGCGAGGGCGACGCGGCCCAGGGCCACAAGGAGCACGAGGUCCGCGAGGCGAUCGAGUCGCUUGCGCGCAGCGCGCCCGCGUUCGAUGGACGGGUGAGGGAGAGUAUCGCGCGCGAGGUCGAGCGCAGCUUUAGGAGCAUUGCCAAGCCUACCCUCGAGGCGUUCUUGGGCACCACCGACGCAUCGCAGCUCGAGCAGCUCGCGAAGCAGCGAGGCUGGACCGUGCGGGAUCGCGACAUCCAGGUGCCGCAGAACGACAGCAACACGCCGAAGGCCGUCGUCACGCAUGAGCGGAUUGAGAUUGAGCAGCUUGCGCGGUUGUUGGGCAGGAGUCAGGCGUAG